AUGGGCUUUGCCAUAUUCAUCUUCUUCUGUGCGCUCGCCUGGUCGUCAUUUACAGAUACUGAGGCAGGAGACAUAGUGUCCAUGUAUAGUGAUGAUGCUAUCCCCAUCCACCUCCGUGGAGGUACCGCCAGCUCCGGCCGUGUCGAGGUCUUCUAUAACGACCAAUGGGGCACGAUCUGCGACGAUGGGUUCGACCUAGACGACGCCAUGGUCAUCUGCCGGGUCAUUGCCCUGAAGGACUGUCCACACAGCGGCUGGGGGGUCGCUAACUGUAAACACGAGGAGGACGCGGGCGUCGAGUGCUCGGGUACACCAUCUGCAUCUGAGCUGUUCCAGAUACUGAACGACCAGGCCAAUGCACUGAUUCAGCAUGGUGCGAUACUUGACGACCACGAGACGACAAUCGCAACCAUACAGAACGAAAUAGACCACCUGGCUGCCGAAGUACCUACCUUGAUACAGGCCAACACCUUACAGAAUGGUGAGAUCAGUCAGCUACAGCAGCUCAUGGCUACCCUGGACUACAAGGUGGACGAACUCAACAACAUGGCAGUUUUUCCGAUCCGCCUAAUGGGUGGAAACGCGUCACACGGGCGAGUCGAAGUGUGGCACGACGGCCAAUGGGGGACGAUCUGUGACGACAGCUGGGAUAUCAACGACGCCAGGGUGGUCUGCAGACAGCUCGGCUACAAGGACGCCAUCGCCGCCUACGAGCAUGCCAUGUACGGGGAGGGUACAGGGCCGAUCCUGAUGGACAGUGUCGGCUGUACCGGCUCGGAGCCACACCUGGCCGCUUGUUCUCACGAGGGAUGGACUGUGCACGACUGCAAGCACGAAGAAGACGCCGGGGUUGGCUGUCUCUAUCAAGAUGAGCUGGGCACCUGGGCUGCAUUUUCUGCUGGUUGGACUUCUGGCAGCUAUCGCCCGACCAGCAACUACAUCAUCCCAUUCAACCAAGUCUACACAAACAUCGGGGGCCACUACUCCACCAACGGCAGGUUCACGGCACCCGUAAACGGGCACUACUUCUUUGUGUUUAACGGCCAUUCCGCGUACCUCGGUAGUUACAAUGUGUAUAUAUAUUUCAUGAUAAACGGUAGUGCUUACAAGUCUAAUUGGAUUUACGACACUGACAAUGACGACUCCACUGAUACAUCUAGCAACAGUAUCAUUGUCCACUUGAACAAAAACGACUAUGUUUCCAUCCAGAUUAGAGGUAAUUAUGCCCUGACAGGGUCUGAGAGAACCACAUUCUCCGGCUUCUUGAUCCAGGCAGAUUAGCACAGCGUAAAGUGUGAAAGGCGUGAAACAAUAUGAGUGUGAAAUUCACAUCACAGCUAACAUCACCAGACAGGUAUUUUGAAUUAGAUGUUUUUAUUGAUUGUAUCGUGCAAACUGGUUAACAAUGUACGGCAAGACUGUUAUUGAUAAAUCCUUUCAUACCACGUUCAUGCA
Molecule: messenger RNA, 1455 nt
Organism: Branchiostoma floridae (Florida lancelet)
Lineage: Eukaryota; Metazoa; Chordata; Leptocardii; Amphioxiformes; Branchiostomatidae
Product: deleted in malignant brain tumors 1 protein-like
Exons: 8
Coding region: 1-1281 (426 amino acids)
Cellular component (GO): membrane
Molecular function (GO): protein binding
Source: RefSeq, a predicted model, not a curated record